Molecule: messenger RNA, 7190 nt
Organism: Ooceraea biroi (clonal raider ant)
Lineage: Eukaryota; Metazoa; Arthropoda; Insecta; Hymenoptera; Formicidae
Product: SEC23-interacting protein
Cellular component (GO): cytoplasm; COPII-coated ER to Golgi transport vesicle
Molecular function (GO): glycerophospholipase activity; metal ion binding
Source: RefSeq, a predicted model, not a curated record
ACUAAAUUUGAAGAAAAUCUGCAAUAAUAUAUUUUUUAAUAACAUAUGAUUAUUUUCUAUACAUGUAAAGUUCACCACAAAUACCGUGCAAUAUUUUUCAGAACGUUAUUCAAUUACUCCAUUUGAAUAUUACGCCAAGUAAGCAAAAUAUUUGUUUGCGAAGGCUUUAUUUAACUUUCCAUAUCAGCAAAAGUAAAAGCAGUACACUUUUACUUGAAGGCGAAAGUCUACUGCAACAAUGGAAAGCAGGAAAUAAUUAAAAAGCAUAACACUAAGCUGCAACAAGUAAUCACUAGGUUUCUACAGAGUCGCAAUUGAGAGAAUGAGGAGAGAGCGAUUAUUAUAAUCAUAACAGUUAUUUCGAAACUGCAACUCAUUUUAUUAAAUGCGCCACAAAAGCAGACGUUUACUUAAUAGUUUAGUUAGUUAAAAAUAGAAUUGUAGAUAAUAAUAGCCUUGGCAGCGUUUCGAGUCACUCAAGGAUCGAAAAUAGUCGCAUAAUGUGCAAACAGAAGCUUUACAAAAAUCAUCCAUAAAUGUAAUUCUUUUUUAUAUUACAAAGGUCUGCUGAGAGGUCUGCUUCUUCUGAUUGGCUGCGUUUUGAACGAUGACAAAAAAUUGAAUAGGCAAUCAGUCUUAAAUCUCAUUACUUUUUUUAUGGAUUAGCGUGCGUCAGAGCGGAUCGAGUGAGGAUAAAAGAGAAAGACAGCGCGAACAGUGGCCAAAGGGCAACGAGUAAAUUGCACAAUCUUGUGUAUCCGCGGGCCAGAAACCGAGGACGGGUUGGCAGUUGUCGGACGGUUGCCGACGAGGAAGUUGGGAAUCGCGCGAGAGUGUGCGUAAUAGCGCGAACGUAAUUCGCGUUUUUUACCAUUAACUAAGUCGUGACUUAUUAGUGCGAAGAUAAAAGUGAGUGAUUUCUCUAUUUUGACUUCGUCAUCAUCAUAACGUCAUCGUCAUAACAUGUGAUUUUUCUUGAUUCUCAUGUAUAACUGUGAUAAAGUUGGAGGACCAAUAUCAUUUGUGAUAUGUAGUUCUGUAUGAUUUUCGACUUAAUAUAAUACAAUGACGUUGAUAUGUAACUUUUUGUUUUUUUCCGGCUCUUUUUGUAGUACAAUUAUUUUCCGCCCUCGGAAAAUUGAUUCUAUUUUACUGAUGAUACAGUAUUAUUCAUCAUUGAUUUCUUUUGGUUGGUUCUUUGAUGGAUAUUAUUGAAAUAAUAUCUCAAAUUAUGUUAAAACUCACUUAUAAUGAAAUUCUGUGUAUGUUAACACACUAGUAGGUCUAUGCUAUCUAAAAUGUAUAAUUUAAUCGAUAUUUUUAGAUAUCUUUACGGAGCAAUCUCUUUAGCUGUCUGAAUAGGGGUAAAAAUUAAAAUGAUAAAUGUUGAUAUUGACAUCAAACGAUUAAUUAUUUCAUACCAAGAAUGUCUUAAAAAACUAGAUUAUGUUAGAAUAUAUAUACAUACGUAUAAAUUUUUAUGAAGGACUGCAAAUGUACAUGCUUAAUGCGCAAUAUGUUGUUGCACACUUUUUGUUGUUGACUAUUUGCUGACAUCAAGUUGCACGUACGAUUUAAAAUUCUUUAAACAUUACUAUCUUAAAUGUAUACGUAUGUAUUAGAGAGAAUAAGCAUUCAUUUACACAUACACAUACACAUAAUCACAAUUGCAUAAAAUUAUAAUUUCGCUUACCGCUCGAUUUGAUGUCAGUAAUUUCGUUCUUCCGGUUAUUUUCUUCGUUUGUUUCAAAAGAAGCAAUCACAUCGAAAUCAUAUCUUGAAUUUUCCACUCCUGUUAGCUUCACGUACCAUUCCCCUGAAGGAAGGCUGCGCGCGCCGAUAACCACCCCUUUCGUGCUGUGUCCCCCGUUUUGUGCCAACGACAUUAUUAUUCCUAGUCUCUGCAUCGUCCUGUCUGUUGAUAUCAGAAGUGAAAGCCGUUUUGUAGAUGCUGAACUCGACAACUUCAUAGGACAGGAACCAGUCAAUAUUCAAUCGCAAAUCCCAAUAGGCACGCACGAGAAUUCUCCCACGAAUGUAUCUUCUCAGCCAAAAGAAAGUAAGGACACGGCGAACCAGUCGGCGAAACCGGGAUAUUUUACAUCGAUCCUUUCUUCCUUACCGAACUUGUCGCUGUCAUCGACUAAUAAAACCGAAUUGUCGGGAUCGCAAAUAAGCCAGGCACCGGAGAACAUCGGCGGACCGGCACACGAACUUAAUCCUUACGUAUCCUCGCAAGGGCGCCAUGGUUCUCAGCCAGAAGUACCAGGAUUCUUAGCAGUUAAUCCACAGGAUUCUCGGAGUACAGACUUGUCAGGAUUUGCUGCUUUUGGACCACCCGGUAUUGCACCAAACCCUCCGCAACCCGCAGCUCCACCAAAUUUACCUCAACCUGGCUAUGCUCCUGUUUCCUAUCGGCUUGGUAACCAACGGCGCUUGAAGUAUGCACCGCCGCCUGAUCUGACGUCGAACAACGCGAAGCCGUACUCAAGUCCAUCGACGUUUUUCCCAACCCAAAAUGCAUCCGCGCCAUCGACUAUCUUGAAUCCGUUCGUGUCGGACGGAUCGGUGCAAGGAUCGGUGCAAAGGAGCAAUCUCGGCGUACAGCAGCUUAGCUCCUCAACUGAGCAACUUCCAACGUUCGAGCAGUUGUCGCGGAAUAGCUCUCUCCAUAGCUCAUUCCGAUCUAGUCCAGUCCCAACAGGAACAGCGUACAGCUCGAGCGUAACGCCUGCAAAUCAGAGCCCAUUUCCCGAGACAUCUGCACCAUCACAGUUCGUUUCGUCAUCUAGACCGAUACCAGGGCGGGUGUUGGAACCAGCUACGCCGCAGAACACUCCGGCCAACGUGUCGUUUCCUGGCUUCGUUCCUUACGUGAAUCGGGAUCUACCAGCAUCCAAUUUGGACAAGGAGAUAGCUGCAUUUAAGAGUUCUAAUCAGCCGAAGUCACCGCCAGAAUUUUCGAGGGGCGGUGUCGUCGAACCGACAGCAGAGCCUGCGAAUAAACCAUCAUUAAUAUCAGGGGAGGCCGACGCGACAUUUACGCCGAUAUCAGCAGCCAAGGUGACAGAGAAGUUAGAGCACUUGCUCGCAGAGCAGCAGGAAGAUUCCCUCUGUGAAGCAGCUGUCCUCGAAGCGUCCACGGAGGUCGACGAAAUCACGUCUAGCAUCGCUACCGAGCUAACGAAAUCCUUCGAGCCGCAAACGCUGCAGGCUGCAAAUGAGUCCGUCGAUAAGUCAUGCGCGGUAAAGUCAAACGACGCUCAAGGAAAAACCGCUGAACCUAAGAGUAACACCUGGAGUGACGUGUUUCUUGGGCAAGAGCCAACGACGCAAUCGGUGAUACCGGAAGUACACACAGCCGAUAACAAUCCGGUCGUAACGGAUAUCCAGCAAGCGGUUAAAUCGAACGCGCAUCCGGCUCAGCUUUAUCAAGUGCAACCGAUAUCUAUACCAAGCUCCACUUUUUGCACAAACAAGCCUGCCGACCAAAAGUCAAGUUUGAAUAGCGUAUCGCCGUUCUUGCAACAGACUAGCUCUUACAAUCCAUCGAAGCCGGCGGAGCAAUCUGCAUUUCUUGAAUCAACGAAACCGGAUCCAUUCCCAAAUUUUCAGUCUCAGGAGAGUAAUGCACUGUUUGGCCGACCGACGACUGAGGUGACAAAUCCGCAGCAUCGAGAAAAUCCUGCGUUCAGUUCUGCAGGGAUCAAUCCCACGGCUCACGUGGCGCUUUGGAGCGCCGAUCAAUCUUCUCAGUCACAAAUAUUAAACACCGCACCCCCCAAUCAACCAGUGUACACCGCGAGCAGUCGAUCAACAGCGCCGGUAUUUUAUAAUCCCACCCAAUUUGCGAAUGAGCCGCCUAAACAAUCGAUUUUCCCGCAUACGUACGACCAACAUUCUCUCCAACAGCAAUCAUAUCAAAGUUCUCCCUUUUAUGGGAAUACCAGUGAACUGCAACAGCCCUACGUUACCCCUGAAAAUAAUACCGCGUAUGCCUCGCCUGUUGUCUCUAUGGUAACGACAGUUCCCGAGCCCACAGGAUCAGCUACACUCAGCCCUGUUCAAAUGUCGGUUAAUUCACCGACCAACCGCACCACGCCGGAUACCGUCCCACCAAGUUUUCAAAAUUGGGCCUCUGGGUCUUCCGAUAAACGUAUGCAAUACAGAGCAGUAUAUCAUCAUUGGUUCUACCGCAAGGAGGUGGAGAGCAAGACACUAUGGCUUCCAUUUUCCAUGCGGGAUAGCUUGCAGUUGGAAGAAGUUCACAAUUCCAGUGAUAUCACGCCUGAAACUACAGUCGCUACUGAUGGCGGUCGUUAUGACGUUGAUAUCUUGCGCCGUCAAAGAGCACCCGUCUAUUGGACCGGUUCCUCUACCGAAGUUAGACGAUGCUCUUGGUUUUACAAGGGAGCUACUGAAUCUAGAUACGUUCCUUACAACGAAAGUACUGCUGUAAAACUUGAGGAGGAAUACAAGCAGGCAUGCUUCACGAAUAAUUGGAGUCGAAGAGUCGAAUUAAAUAACGGAGAGUACAUUGUCUUCCAUAGCGCAACAGUACAAGUUCAUUAUCUACAACCGAAUUCUCCCGAAUUGGCAGGAUCAUGGGGAAAUAAUGCAGGUUCAGAGGACAGUACAUAUUUACAGGGUGGUGCCAAUAGACCGAGAAUUGUUAAAAGAGGAGUCGAUGAAUUUAACAUAGACGAGGGCGAGUCCGAAAAAGUGGAUCAUCUUCUGUUCCUUGUUCAUGGUAUAGGUAGCGUUUGCGAUUUAAAGUUCCGCACCGUUGAAGAAGUUGUUGACGAGUUUCGAAGUAUAUCAUAUCAACUGGUGCAAUCUCACUACCGCACCGCGAGUGAACAUGGAGUUGUAAACAGAAUAGAAGUUUUACCGAUCUCCUGGCACACCACGCUUCAUUCCGAUGACACCGGCAUCGACAAGAAGCUGCAAGCUAUCACGUUGGAGAGUAUUCCAAAGUUACGACAUUUCACCAACGACACCUUACUCGACAUACUGUUCUACACUAGUCCCAUGUAUUGCCAAACUAUUAUGCAGACCGUCGGGAAUGAGAUGAACAGAUUGCACGCGUUAUUCAAAGAAAGAAAUCCUAGCUUUAAUGGAGGGGUAUACUUGGGUGGUCAUUCGUUGGGCAGUCUAAUCAUGUUUGAUUUACUGUGCCAUCAGAAACCUUCUGUGGAAGAAGAGCCAGAAAACGAGAACGAUGAAGACGAUACUUUCGAACCCAUUAAACCAAUGCCUGCACCCGUUCUAAAAAGACGCCUUAGCAAAAGAAUUAGCUACGUAAUGGGCACGGCAGGAACCGGUCAACCUUUCAUACAUUAUGCGCAACUCAAUUUUCAUCCACGUGCCUUCUUCGCUCUUGGCAGUCCGAUCGGCAUGUUCGUGACUGUCCGCGGCAUCGACACUCUCGGAGAAAAUUUUACUCUGCCGACUUGUCCGGCUUUCUUCAAUAUCUUUCAUCCGUUUGAUCCGGUAGCUUACAGAGUGGAAUCCUUGAUUAACCCUGAGGCUCAUAAGUUCCGGCCCAUGUUGAUACCACAUCAUAAAGGCAGGAAGAGAAUGCAUUUGGAACUGAAGGAAACCAUGGCACGUGUCGGAGCAGAUUUGAAACAGAAGUUAAUAGAUUCCGUGAGACAUACGUGGAAUUCGUUCUAUCAACUGGCCCUGUUCCAUAAGCCGGACAACCAAGCCCUGGAACGCGAGAUCGACAAAGUUGUUGAGGAGCAGUUGCAGAAUCCGCCGAGUGUCCCGGAGCAACAGAACAACGACGACGACGGUGUCGAUCUGAAGAUAGGGAACCUUAAUGGUGGUCGAAGGAUAGAUUACGUUCUUCAAGAAGCACCGGUUGAAUAUUUAAAUGAUUACAUCUUCGCAAUCACGAGUCAUAUCUGCUACUGGAAAUCCGAGGACACCAUGCUCUUGAUACUGAAGGAAAUGUACGGGGCUAUGGGUAUUCAAGCUGACGCGCAACUUCCUCAACAAACUUUGUCAAUUGAGAGAGUGUCCCCGUCGCCGUCUCUGAACGUAUCAAGCGCCUUGUCGCCAAGUAGCAGCAACGUUGGGACACCAUCACCUGUUGUGGGAGUAGAUCCUACAGUGCCUAUAUCCGGCAAACCCGUUGGUCCACCACCUAAGGCUGGUUUCGUACCGAAAUCGUGAUCGAUGGGAUAUAUUUCGUAUAAUUAUGCGCCGCGAGAUUGAAUUGACAAUUGCGUUGGCAGAGGAAUCACUUUAUCGCUUAGUUGUUUUUGAACAGUUAAGGUUGAUAUUGCAUCUGUUAAUGUUGCGGAGAAAACAUGGUAUUCAGAAAAAUCAAAUCAUCUUUGUAGUUUUCUCUUUUAUUAUUUGUAAAUUUAUAAACUUAAUUAACAAAUUUUAUCACAAAAUGCUAUGUAAGGACAUACAUGUAUAAAAUAUUAAUACUUUUGCGUUAUAGUUGCACUCUUAAUAAAAGAUUAUUCGAAGAAAUUUCUGUUUCGCAAAAACAAUAGUUAUUUAUAAAAAUUGUAUAAAUACAAAAAUUAUGUUUCGCCAUGAUUAUUUUUUCAUUUAAUUAAUAAAAUAUCAUGCUAAGAGUAUGUACAAUGCGCAACACUGAAUUAAAUAUGGCAAAACGUUUAAUACGUUUAAUAUGACAUGUUUUUCUAUAAAAUGCAUAAAAUUGUUACAUGUAUCGCAUCGCGUCGUGCCACAUCUUGUUCGUGAGUGCCUUUUGUUACGAACUUAGAGCAGCGAAAGAGUUAAUUGGAAUAUUACAAAAUCGGCCUACUUGGUCAAUUUUCCUGACAAGCUUUAGUUUGUAGCAAAUUAGUUACUAGAUGUAAAUGACAAAACGAAAACACGAAUUGUAAUUCAAUUUUCUGAUGCGUUUAAGCGACCAGUAAUUUUUCACUAAAACUUGUUUAUUUGUUUAUUUGCAUAUUAUUGACACUUAGGCUGUGUGCAAUUGUAUGACUGGAAAAACGUGUGGAAUGUUAAAUAGAUAGGGAAGACAAAUGUUGGAACGAAGAGACGUGCAAACAAAAGAACGUGUAAAUAAUACACGAUUUAUAGUCGGAUAAAGGAAUAGCAGAUUAUAUAAACUUUUAUAAUUCGCCCUAACAAUAAAACUAUAAGAAUACUUCCUCCUUAUGUAUGUACGUAUUUUAAUAAAUCACUGUAUUCUUUUA